CUCCUCUUCUCCUCUAGCACAACCGCUACAACCAAUCCCCGUUAAUAAUCAGAAAACCAGGUGCUUUUCACAAACUCGCCUUUUCCCCGUUCUCUCCCUCCACACCACACUGCUCAGGAUCCAUUUCCCGUUCCUUGGAGUGGCAAUCCCCGUAAAUAACCCGAUCACCCGUGGCAUUUUCGAAACACCCUCUCUCUCUUUCUCUGUAAUCUUCAGAUCAGAAGCUUUGGGAAUUCUUUAAUGGGGAAUACAAACGGGAGAGAAGAGGGAGAGAACGGGGGCGGCGAAUAUCCUCCCAGAAGAUCCGACGGCGGAGAUUUCCUGGAGAAUUCCGGUUGCCGGGUCCGUGUGCCGUCUUUGGAUGCAAUGGGGAACAACACCCCUCCAGAGAGCCCUGGGAGGUCUCAAUCCCCGCUCUUGUUCGCUCCGCAGGUACCUGUAGCUCCCUUGCAGAGAGCUGCAGACAUUCCUCCAGUUUUCAAUCAACCAUUUAUCAAUGACUCACACGGACCGUUGGAUCUUCCCCCUGAGCAAGGAAUACCCACCAUGAUCACAUGGAACUAUGGUGGCAAGGAUGUUGCGGUAGAAGGUUCAUGGGACAAUUGGACAUCAAGGAAGACCUUGCAGAGGUCAGGUAAAGAUCAGUCCAUUCUGUUGGUACUCCCAUCUGGUAUCUACCAGUACAAGUUCAUUGUGGAUGGCGAAUGGAGAUACAUUCCUGAUCUUCCUUGUGUAGCUGAUGAGAUGGGUCGCAUUACUAACCUCCUUGACGUGCAUGACUAUGUGCCAGAAAACCUCGAGAGCGUCGUGGAGUUUGAGCAUCCGCCAUCACCAGACUCAAGCUACGGCCAGCCCUUCCCAGUGGACGGGGACUUCUCAAAGGAGCCACUGGCUGUUCCGUCUCAACUGCACCUCACAAUCCUUGGAAUGCAAAACCCUACAGAAGCUGCUUCUUCGUUGAAGCCCCAGCAUGUUGUUCUCAACCACUUAUAUAUAGAGAAAGGAUGGGCUCCUCAGUCUCUGGUUGCGCUCGGCUUGACCCACAGAUUCCAGUCCAAAUACGUAACUGUUGUACUCUACAAGCCUCUGAGAAGGUAAGAAAAAGAAAAACUGGCCCCCCACCCUCUCCUCUGUAAAGGAUUUCAGUGAUGACUUUGGGGAAUUUUGACAAGUUCCUUAUAACACAGACCACCUUCUUCUGAUUAAGAGUUAUUUUUGGACCUACUUUCAGGUAGCGGUCCACAUGGGCCAAAGCGACUCAUGUGCGUUAGCUGGGCCCACAGAGAUUCCUCCCUGGCUAAAAAAAUCAGACUUGUCUACUCAUCAGGUAGGCCCAUGUCCACAAAAGAAUGGGGUGGAUAAACAAAUCAAUCAAUGUCCCAUGUUGAUCAUGUAUGUUGCCUGCCAGAUGGGUGGCCCAGCCUGAUCUUUGGGUUGGGGAUUCUAGAUGGCCAGGCUCACCUGGUGAGCUGCUUGUCCUCGCAUCUGUGUGCCACAUAGUCAUGGGUUGCCAGGAACCUGUUUGCGUUUUCUUCGAUCGUCUUGUAGUCUAUGAUUCUUGGUCUUUGUCCGCCAUUUCUUUAGAUGGACGAAUUAUUUGUUUCUUUUCUUUCCAGUGUGGUGCAUGGUGAAAGAGAACGAUCCGGCAGUUUUUUCUUUUGUUUUGGAUCAUGUUCUUCAAGUGGUCCAUGCACCAAUAAUUGGACCCACUUUGUUAUCUUGGUGCAUUGAGUCUAAUGUUUUGGCAGAUAAAGGAUUGCUGUUGGUGCCUGAAACCACCUUGUGUUUUUUUGGUCCCACAUUGUUAUGGACGUUUUUAUAUAAGAGGAUUUUUUUGGUCCCACAUUGUUAUGGAUCUUUUUUAUAUGAGGAAAUAAUUUCUUUUUGGGUCA
Messenger RNA from Magnolia sinica, 1892 nucleotides. Its product is annotated as SNF1-related protein kinase regulatory subunit beta-1-like. The coding region runs from base 241 to 1098 and encodes 285 amino acids. NCBI's taxonomy places the organism in Eukaryota, Viridiplantae, Streptophyta, Magnoliopsida, Magnoliales, Magnoliaceae. The record is from RefSeq and is a predicted model, not a curated record. Gene Ontology annotation, molecular function: protein binding. The transcript is spliced from 4 exons.